AUGGAGAAAACCUCUCACAUACUGCCAUCCUCGUCCCCAUGUCCCGCCACGUUCAGAGGGCCUCAGCCGCUGUCCUCCUCAGACCAACACACCUCUUCAGAUGGCUGCGUCACACUCCCGCUGUCGCCCAUCUCAUUUCCGCCGUCCCCGUCCUCACUCUCUCCCGCAACGGCAGAUUCAAUUCACUCCUCCUCCCCGCUUCCUAACUGCACCACGUCUCACUGCAUCAAAGGACAGAACGCACAAUGCCUGAGUCCAGAGAAUCUGUCUGACCAGGACGAUCUGACCUGCCUCAGCUGGCUGCAUCAGAGAGGAAACCUGCUGCCACUGCAGCCCCUCACGAAAAUGACACCACUGCCUCAGCAUGAGCCUUCCCUCCAGCCUCUUCCUCCAGCCUCAACCAAGCCUCCCUACUCCUUUAGUAGCCUUAUAUUUAUGGCAAUAGAAGAUUCUCCAAACAAAAGGCUUCCAGUGAAAGAAAUCUACGAGUGGAUUGUGAACAAUUUUCCCUACUACAGGACGGCGACUGGAGGCUGGAGGAACUCUGUCAGACAUAAUCUGUCCCUCAGCAAGAGCUUCUGUCGGAUUCAGAGGGACAAGAGCCAGUCUGUGGGGAAGGGAUCACUGUGGUGUGUGUGUCCAGAGUAUCGGUCAAUGCUGCUCGAGGUGCUGAGGAAGACCCACAGUUAUCACAGCACCAACAGCAACCUGAUUAACAAGCCUGAACUCCUGGAAGGAGAUGACUAUGAGGUGCCUGCAGCAUGUGACACUAUCGAAAUUUCAGAUCCUCUGUCUCACACCCUGCUCCUCUCCACCUCCUCACCUCAAAUCCUGACAUCGGACAACCCGACUUUUGCUGAAAACCUGCCGUGCCCUUUGACCCCCGAUCACGAGGAGCUUGUCACCAUGGAGUCACCGGAUUACCAGCAGGAGGAGGUCAGCGAGGAGAUGGAGAAGGACCCGCUGUCAGACAGCGGCUACAUCGAGCUACACUACUACCAGUCUCCACAGUACCAGUACCUGGUGCUGCCGGGAGACACCGAGCUAGACCUGGAGACUGUGGAGAUCCUUCAGCUCGACGCUGAGGCCCAAGAGGCCGCAGGGUCGCUGCUCGACCUCGCAGGGGGUGGAUAUUAAAAUCGCAUUGAUUAAACAAUCACAAGCUUUAAACCACUCAACGCAAUCACUCUCAACAGAUGAGCUGAAAGCAGGAGCUGUGUUUGUGCUUCCUGUGGAACGGACACUGCCCUAAGGUCUGUGUGUUGCUCUGUAGCUGCAAAAAUGUUUCUACUUAACUGAUGAACUAAUAGAAAUUUCACUCAGACUGAAGCACUUCAGAUGCG
Messenger RNA from Salarias fasciatus (jewelled blenny), 1343 nucleotides. Its product is annotated as forkhead box protein N2-like. The transcript is spliced from 4 exons. Gene Ontology annotation, cellular component: nucleus. Gene Ontology annotation, biological process: regulation of DNA-templated transcription. The coding region runs from base 1 to 1137 and encodes 378 amino acids. Gene Ontology annotation, molecular function: cis-regulatory region sequence-specific DNA binding; DNA-binding transcription factor activity. The record is from RefSeq and is a predicted model, not a curated record. Lineage: Eukaryota; Metazoa; Chordata; Actinopteri; Blenniiformes; Blenniidae.